Cololabis saira (Pacific saury) is the source of this 1127-nucleotide messenger RNA. Its product is annotated as urokinase plasminogen activator surface receptor-like. The transcript has 5 exons. Lineage: Eukaryota; Metazoa; Chordata; Actinopteri; Beloniformes; Belonidae. The record is from RefSeq and is a predicted model, not a curated record. The coding region runs from base 81 to 698 and encodes 205 amino acids.
ACAAGCCCCCCUCAGCAGAGCUAUAUUUAAAGCCUGAUGGGAACAAAAUAACUUUUUUUGUGUUGCACCCAGAAAAGAAAAUGCAUCUCUGUACACUGAUCCUUGGCAUUUGGCUUCUCCCAAAAGUCAACACUCUGAAAUGUUAUGAGUGUUUACCUUCGCCCUCUGGAUCUUGCACUGACACUCCCAAAGAAUGCCCUACGGAUAAGUGCAGUACCCUCAAAAUGGUUACCUAUGCCGGUACCUCAAAAGUCAUGGAUAUGACCAUGAAAACGUGUGCCGUGGGCCCAGAGUGUGUUGACGCUUCAGUCAACUUUGGAAUUUCCAAGACUCUGGUGGCCAACAAGUGCUGCACGACCGCUCUCUGCAACGACAAGCCUGGCUCCGACUUCGUCAAAUCUAAACCAAAUGGCAAAAAGUGCUUCACCUGUGACGGAUAUUCGUGCACCAGUACUCUAAGCUGUGAGGGAAGUGAGGACCACUGUGUUAAAGCAACAACGGCUGGAGGAAAUGAGAAAGUGACCUUGAAGGGCUGCGCCUCCAAAAUGGCGUGUUCAGGUCAAAUUAAACAGCAGAUGGCUCAAAGCAUGGGAGAAUUCACCUGCUGCCAGGGAGACUUCUGCAACAGCGGCAGCAGUGUGAGAGCUGGCCUGCUGCUGUUGGUGGUGCCGCUGAUCUCUUUGGUCCUGUGUUCAUAGAGGACGAUGAUGAUGGUGCCAGCAUCGCUUCCUUGUAUUUAUCAUCUCAUAUUUGCUUUGUAAAAGUGAGAUCAGGUUAUUUUUUUAAAUUUCAAUUACAAAGUUUAACAUGCUUAAAAUGCCAUUUUAAAAUGCCACUUUUCGCUUCGGGCAGUUUCUGAUGUGCUCAGGGUUUCCCUCAUCCAUGCUGUCUCAUUCAAAUUAAAAAAAUGAUAUAAUAGUCAGUGCCAAAAUAAAGUGGAUUUCUGUUUAAAUUGCAGUUAUUAAAAAUGUUUUGAUAUUUACAUAUGAACAAAUUUGCAUGUGUGUCCUUUCUUAUUUGACUGAAUCAUAUUUUGGAUUUUUGAUACUUGUCCAUGUAGAGGUACACUCUUGUGUUAUCUGCAUACUUUGAAUGUUUAAAAUAAAAUAAAAAUACCCUGUCUUUUA